CGGAACUCUGCCAUUUUUGCCCAGUCUCUUCUUUAUUAUUGUGUCAUGAGCUGACCUUAACUGAGGCAAGGGAGUUCCUGCAGUUCUUCAGAAGUUGUGCUCAGUUACUUCGUGGCCUCCAGGAUGAGUCAUUGCCGUUCUCUCGGGUUAAUCUUUGUUGGCCGGCCACUCCUGGGAAGGUUCACCACUGUUCCAUGUUUUCUCCAUGUGAGGACAAUGCUACGGUUCGCUGGAAUCCUAAAGAUUUAGAAAUGGCUUUUGUAACCCUUCCAGACUGAUAGAUGUCAAUUACUUUAUUUCUCGACUGUUCUGGAAUUUCUUUGGAUCGUGUCAAUUUGUUGCGGCAUUUUUAGAUUUUUGUCUGACUUGAUUUUAUCGGGACAGGUUCUGUUAAAGUGAUUUCUUGAUUGAACAGCGUUAAGCUUGAUUGCCACAAUUCAUGAUUUAACAAGGAGGGUAAUUACUUUUUCCACACAGGGCCAGGUAACUUUGAAUAGUUUCUUUUCCUUAAUAAAUGCAAUCACUAAUGAAAAACAGCAUUUUAAGUUCACUUGGGUUAUGUUUGUCUGAUAACAUUUGUUUGAUGAGCUUAAACAUUAAAGUGGGGAAACUAUGCAAAAAUAUCAGCAUUUGGGGGCCAAUACUUUUUCACGGCCGCAUCCAUUGCAGCGCCACAUCGUUGGGUUUUUUUUAAACGAAAAGGAGACGUCGUCAUAGCAAUGUGUUGCUGUUGCCGCUACUGCUUUUGUGUACUGCAGCUGUUGUGGACAGCCUCCCCUGCAUCCCCGCUUGCAUCACCCCCCCCCCCCCCUCGUGGACUGGCCCGAAUGGUUUGUUCCAGGCGAACCUGUCACUGUCACCGCGGCAGGCAAGGCAGCCGAAGUGUACGCGCAGAGGGGGUGGAAAGGAAGGAAGGAAGGAAGGCAUCAUCCACUGCCUGCCUGCCUGCCUGCCAUUGCAGUGCGGCGGCUGCUGCUGCUCUGGAGCCACACCAGGAGGACCUUUCCUUUUCGGUGGUUUUUGGGGGUGUAGAAGCACGCCACACGGACCGUUGUUUUUGCCAAGAGCGCAGCAAUGGAGGAGACUGUCAUUUGGGAACAGCACACUGUAACACUGCACAGGGCACCAGGGUUUGGCUUCGGGAUAGCCAUAUCAGGAGGCCGAGAUAACCCUCAUUUUCAGAGCGGUGAGACCUCCAUUGUUAUCUCAGAUGUGCUAAAAGGCGGCCCAGCUGAAGGGCUACUACAGGAAAAUGACAGAGUUGUCAUGGUCAAUGCUGUGUCCAUGGAUAAUGUGGAGCACGCCUAUGCAGUCCAGCAGCUUCGUAAAAGUGGAAAAAUUGCCAAAAUUACAAUCAGACGGAAGAGGAAGGUGCAUGUUCCCAUGGGUCGUCUCGGGGAGCGGGAAACAAUGUCAGAGCAUGACGAGGAGGAGGACAGCUACGAUGAAGAGAUAUAUGAGACGCGGAGCGGACGCAGUGGCGCGUACAGCGGCAUGGGCGGAGCCAUGGGGAGGCGCAGCGGUCGGAGCUGCAGCCGAAGGGACAGGGAACGUGAACGAAGUGGCUCGCGGGAGAGAAGUCUCUCACCACGCUCAGAUCGCCGCUCACACAACCUGCCCCCUCGCCCCGCCAAAGUCACGCUGGUUAAAUCACGCAAAAAUGAAGCAGAAUAUGGCCUGCGCCUGGCCAGCCACAUCUUCGUCAAGGACAUCUCGCCAGAGAGCCUCGCAGCCAGGGAUGGAAACAUCCAGGAGGGAGACGUUGUACUGAAGAUCAACGGCACAGUGACCGAGAACCUCUCCUUGAUCGAUGCCAAGAAGCUGAUAGAAAGGUCGAAAGGCAAGCUAAAAAUGGUUGUUCAGAGGGAUGACCGAGCGACCCUGCUGAACAUCCCUGACCUCGACGACAGCAUCCCUUCAGCCAACGCCUCAGACAGAGACGACAUUUCAGAUAUCCAUUCUCUGGCAUCCGACCAUUCUAAUCGAUCGCAUGACAGACUUCGUAGCAGCCGCUCCCGCUCUCCAGACAGACGAUCGGAACCGUCAGACCACUCCAGGCACUCGCCACCUCAAAUCAGCAAUGGCAGUCACAGAAGUCGAGAUGAGGAGCGGAUAUCAAAAGCGGCUUCAACACCAGCAAAGCUUUCAGAGGAAGUUCCUCUGCCCAAGCCGAAAGAGCCGGCACUCGCUAAAGAUGAGAAACAACUUCCACCGCUGCCAGAACCGAAGCCAGUGUACGCCCAGCCUGGACAGCCUGACGUCGACUUGCCUGUCAGCCCAUCUGAUGCCCCUGUGCCAAGUGCUGCUCACGAUGACAGCAUCCUUCGGCCAAGCAUGAAGCUGGUGAAGUUCAAAAAGGGUGAGAGUGUGGGGCUGCGGCUGGCGGGAGGGAAUGAUGUUGGCAUCUUUGUUGCUGGAGUGCUGGAGGAUAGCCCAGCUGCGAAGGAGGGCCUGGAGGAGGGUGACCAAAUUCUCAGGGUAAACAACGUAGAUUUUGCAAACAUAAUCCGAGAGGAGGCAGUGCUGUUCCUCCUGGAUCUUCCUAAAGGUGAAGAGGUCACAAUUUUGGCUCAGAAGAAGAAAGAUGUCUAUCGGCGGAUUGUGGAGUCUGAUGUGGGUGACUCCUUUUACAUCCGGACCCACUUUGAGUAUGAGAAGGAAUCUCCGUACGGGUUAAGCUUUAACAAGGGCGAGGUGUUCCGUGUAGUGGAUACCCUCUACAAUGGCAAGCUGGGUUCCUGGCUCGCUAUUCGCAUUGGCAAGAACCAUCAGGAGGUGGAGAGGGGUAUCAUCCCCAACAAAAACAGAGCGGAGCAGCUCUCCAGUGUGCAAUACACACUCCCCAAAACAGCUGGGGGUGACCGGGCGGACUUCUGGAGGUUCCGUGGUCUUCGCAGUUCAAAGAGGAACCUCAGGAAGAGCCGAGAAGAUCUUUCUUCACAGCCAGUCCAGACAAAGUUCCCAGCAUAUGAGAGGGUUGUAUUGAGAGAAGCUGGUUUCUUAAGACCUGUUGUGAUAUUUGGACCUAUUGCCGACGUUGCACGUGAAAAACUCUCCAGAGAAGAGCCAGAUCUUUUUGAGCUUGCAAAGAGCGAGCCCAGAGAUGCAGGAACAGACCAGCGGAGUUCAGGAAUUAUUCGUCUUCACACCAUUAAACAAAUCAUAGAUAGAGACAAACACGCUGUGCUGGACAUCACUCCGAAUGCUGUGGACAGGCUGAACUAUGCUCAGUGGUACCCAAUCGUAGUCUUCCUAAAUCCGGACAAUAAGCAGGGUGUGAAGAACAUGAGGACAAGGCUGUGUCCAGAGUCCAGGAAAAGUGCCAGGAAGCUGUACGAGCGAGCCAUCAAACUGAGGAAGAAUAAUCAUCACCUGUUCACCACCACCAUUAACUUGAACAACAUGAAUGAUGGUUGGUACGGAGCUCUUAAAGAAACAAUCCAGCAGCAACAGAACCAGCUGGUGUGGGUCUCUGAGGGAAAGGCGGAUGGCACCACAGAGGAUGACUUGGAUAUCCACGACGACCGUCUGUCUUACCUGUCAGCACCAGGUAGCGAGUACUCCAUGUACAGCACGGACAGCCGUCACACAUCUGACUACGAGGACACGGACACGGAGGGCGGCGCGUAUACGGACCAGGAGCUCGAUGAGACCUUGAAUGACGAGGUGGGUCUGCCCACGGAGCCCGCCAUCACACGGUCUUCCGAACCUGUGAGGGAAGACCCACCUGUCAUUCAGGACACCCCUGGCUACCCUGGAUAUCAGCACCCAGUGCCGCCCGACACAGCUAAUCGUAUAGACCCCACGGGCUUCAAAAUGCCAUCUCCACAGCAGCAAGAGGAGGCUUCUCUGCCCAUGCCCUCCUUGCCUGCAGCGGUGGUAGCGCCCCCUGCUGUUGAGCAGCCUGUACAGCUAGAGGGUAUGCACCUAGAGGAGCCCCCUGCUGCACCCGCAGCUCCUCAGGCUGACUCACUUAGCAGCCUCAGUCCUGCCCCUGAGCUUAUUCAGCCCCCAGCACCAUCACAUGAACCCCACCCGUCUGGACCACCUGGUCCAGAACCAAAGAUGUACAAGAAAGAUCUGUACAAUAUGGAGGAACCUGUGCAAAUGAACCAUGGCUUGAAGCAGUCACUGAGCUACACUCACCAGCCACCAUACCAGGACAAGCAGCCAUACCGAGAAUACGACCACCCGCCUUACGGUUACGAUGGAGGCGGCUACCCGGAACCAAAGUCUCACAACGCUGACUGUCACAUGCACUACGACAACCGUGUGCCUCAUUACAACGAGCAGUGGUCCCCCUACGACCAGCAGACCUCAUCCUGCCAGCCUGCAGGUUACCAGCCGGGCCACCAGCAACCCAUCGGCUACAACCCCCGGUCACCGUACGAGGAUGAGCCAGGGAGGGACUACAGCCCGCCUCAGCCACGAUAUGAAGACCCUCUUCCUGUGGGAUAUGAUGGCAGAUCACGCCACAGCAAACCUGGGCCAAUUCGUUAUGACGAACCGCCCCCACCGCCACGCCCUGCAGGCUUCAAUGCCCGCUCUUCUUAUGAGGCAGAUACUCACAGCUUUCCCAUUAACUCGCCUCGUUCUCCAGAACCGCCAAAGCAGUACUACGGCGACUCUGGUCUAAGGCCCUCCUACAUCCCUGGGCCACAACGGGGCUUCAAGGCAGGGAUGCAUGAGCCUGUGAUGAACUCUGAGCCACCAGUUCUCCCUCCUAAAACAGAGACCCUCACAUCCCCUGGUGAGCCAGCAGUCACUCCCGGAUCCAAACCCUUGCCACCCCACCAACGGGAAGACCUGGAUGAGGACCCGGCCAUGAAACCACAGUCGGUCCUCAACAGAGUAAAGAUGUUUGAAAAUAAACGUUCCGUUUCUAUGGACAGAGCGAAGGAAGGAGAAUCAUCAGUUCUCAGGCCAGCAGAUGUUCCCAAACCUUCAAGUGCACCUGGUCCAGUGCUCAAGGCAAAUUCGCUCAGCAACCUGGAGCAGGAAAGGUCCUCCUACAGGGCUCCUGAGCCACAGAGGCCUCACAUAAAACCGCUUGAUGAUGUAAUGCGUACCAAUCACUAUGACCCGGAUGAGGAUGAGGAGUACUACAGGAAGCAGUUGUCCUACUUUGACCGUCGGAGCUUUGACAGCAAAGCCAUGGGCCAACCCAGCCCUGGCAUCAAUCGCUUCCACGAUCUGCCCAAACCAGCUCAACUGUCAUACCCGUACAACAGGGUGGAGUCUGUCGAGAAAGUGAGUCCAGGGGAGAAACGAUAUGAUCCCCUACCUCAGAUUAGCCCCUCUUCUCAGUACGGGCCCCCCGGCUCUGCCAUCCCACCCAAUACACUGCCCAAACUCAGCCCGAGUGACGUGAACUCCAUAUCUGAGCCACUGAGCUCCCCCAAUCCCAAACCUGAUCUGUCGGCUCUCAGACCAGUUAGCAGGGAGGAACCAACACCGAUCGGCUAUCUGCCCCCAAGGGCCAUCCCCGACAAGUCCCCAAUCAAUGGUACGGAUGCAGCUCCCCCAAAGACCAUCGGCGCUCCCGCUCCCACCGGUUACAACCGCUACGUCCCCAAGCCGUACACCAGCUCAGCGCGACCGUUCGAGCGCAAGUUCGAGAGCCCCAAGUUCAACCACAACCUGCUGCCCAACGACACACAGGUGAAGACUGAGCUCCUCGGCAAGCUCGGAAUAGUGAGCAACAGCGGGGGAAAGCCGCAGCUCUCACCUCAGCCUCUGGACCAUGACAGUGGUCUGGACACUUUCACUCGCACCAUGGACAACAGGCCCAAAUACCAGCACAAUAACAUCAACGCCAUCCCCAAGGCCAUUCCUGUAAGCCCUGGCGCACUGGACGAUGACGACGAGGAUGAAGGGCACACUGUGGUGGCCACCGCCCGAGGCAUCUUCAACUGUAACGGAGGGGUCCUAAGCUCCAUCGAGACAGGCGUCAGCAUCAUCAUCCCCCAGGGAGCAAUUCCAGAGAACGUGGAGCAGGAGAUCUACUUCAAGGUGUGCCGCGACAACAGCAUCCUGCCCCCGCUCGACAAGGAGAAAGGAGAAACGCUGCUGAGUCCACUGGUGAUGUGCGGCCCUCACGGACUCAAGUUCCUGAAGCCGGUGGAGCUGCGCUUACCUCACUGUGCGUCUAUGACCCCUGAUGGUUGGUCUUUUGCUCUAAAAUCCUCCGACUCCUCGUCGGGUGACCCUAAAAGCUGGCAGAACAAAUCUCUCCCCGGAGACCCAAACUACCUGGUGGGCGCAAACUGUGUUUCUGUGCUCAUCGACCACUUUUGAAGAGGGCGACAGCUGGUCUGUUACAGAAUGUGAAUGAAAGGGGUGGGGGCGUCUGUUGCCUGCGCUGCGGCGAGGUGGGGGGCCACAUGGCAUUCACCUCAAGGGUGAAUCCAACACUCUCACAUUGUUUACUGGCCCCCCCUCAAAAAAAAAAAAAAACAAGGAGAGUCAGCAGAGUCCAGCUGUUCUUUUUUUGAGUCCUUUUUUCGGUGCUUUUGAGGCUUGCAAAAAAAGAAAAAGAAGAAGAACGACGGUACUGAAAUUAGAGUGCAUGACGGUGCCACAGACUGAGUAAUCUCAUCUUGACAUUUUUUAGCUACUUUUUUGUAAAAGGUCAGAGCAGUGAAAGUAAAAAGAAACAAGUAGAAUUUGGGAUCAUGUUAUUUAAUAUUGCUAAGGAUGUGUUGUUGCAAAGUGUAAAAAGAAAAUUUACAAAGGGCAAGGUUGGCAUCCGCAACCCAUUUUGUGUGUGAUUCGUGCAGCCAUGAAGGAUCUCUGAGCACUUGAUGUGGCUUGAUGUCACAGAAUACGUUGACGGAAUGAAGCUUCACAGUAUCAACGACGCCCUUUUGUUGCGAGCGGGUGAGAAGUGAUGUUUUGGGGGUUGUUUUUUUUUUUUUUUUUUUGUAGCAAAUCUUUUACCGGAGAUAAAUAUACUGACUUGAUUUGACAAACUCCUGCUGUCUAGAGAUCUAUGCAUGUGCUAUGACUCAGGUCCAGACACCUGCUACCACUUCUACACGAUAAUCCCAUCGAACACUGCGAGCAGUGAUGCCUUAUCUGCAUAUAAACAUAUAAAUAUAUAUCUAGCGAGAGGGAGUCCACAUUGAACCCACCCGGACGCUCCGGUCACAGCCGACACAAAAUUGUGGCUCUUUUUUUGUUUUUUUUUAUUCUUUUAAUUUGUUUAACCCCCCCCCCCCCCCUCCUAAACUUAACCUUGAUUCUAGCACACACGAAGAAUUGAUGCUGAUGAAAUGGAAGUUCUGCUUUGUUUUCCUGCUAUGCAUAUGAAGCGUUACGAGGCGCGGAAAAGGACGUUGUGGCUGUACAUACUGCUAGCAUAUGGCCUUGGUUCUCUGUAAAGGAACUUUUGUACGUCAUUGUUUUGUAUAAAAGAGACAAGUUUGUUUAUUAAAAAAAGAAAAGAAAAGAAAAAGAAAAAGAAGGUGAGGAAGUUACAUUGGUUUUGUUUGUAUUCUGAUUAAAACCCCUGAGCCUUGGAACUGACAUAUAAGCAGUAAUAAGUCUGACUUUUCUACAUACUGCAUAAACACACUACGUAAGGCAUUUUUAACAAUAUGAAAAGUUUUUAUUCUUAAUUACAAAAACAAAAUAAACUGGACUAGUGCUUGGUUUAAAUGGUUUUAAAAGAUGCGCUCAAAUGGGGUUAAGGGGUGGGGGGGGGAGGGGGGUCUGUUAUGACGACUGGUCCCUUCCUUUAUUUGUGAUACUGGAUGCUUUAUUGUGUGCCCUGAAAUGUAUUUUUGUACUAAUAGACGAUUUAUUAUGGCACAUCAGUACUAUUUUCUUUUGAUAUGAUAACACUUCAAUGCUUCAAUGCAACACUAGUUUUUUUUUUUCCUCCAUGUGUUGAGCAUUCUUUUUAUUUAUUUGGAUUUCUUGUUUAAAACUUUCCCCCCUCUGCAACACUUUUUUUUAAAGUAUACCACUGUAUUAAUAAAUAAAUUGAUUUUUUAAGUAAACUA
This is a messenger RNA of Phyllopteryx taeniolatus (common seadragon), 8006 nucleotides long. RefSeq names its product tight junction protein 1b (gene tjp1b). Gene Ontology annotation, molecular function: cell adhesion molecule binding. NCBI's taxonomy places the organism in Eukaryota, Metazoa, Chordata, Actinopteri, Syngnathiformes, Syngnathidae. Gene Ontology annotation, cellular component: bicellular tight junction; plasma membrane. Gene Ontology annotation, biological process: positive regulation of blood-brain barrier permeability; establishment of endothelial intestinal barrier; cell-cell junction organization. The transcript is spliced from 28 exons. The record is from RefSeq and is a predicted model, not a curated record. Bases 1075 to 6297 code for a protein of 1740 amino acids.